AUGGACCAUUCAAACUCGGCCUCCAUUUUCCCGCUCGACGGCGGUUGUGCCUGCGGGCAUGUGCGGUAUCGCCUCAAGGCACGCCCAAUCGUCGUCCACUGCUGCCAUUGCACUUCCUGUCAACGUGAAACCGGGACUGCAUUCGCCAUCAAUGCCGUUAUCGAGUCCAGUCUUGUCACCCGUCUCCCAUCAGCACCACCGUCUGUCCCUGCAUCCAGCACUCAAGCCGUAAAGUCCGCCGGUCCGCCUUUGUCCAGCCAGCUCGAGGGUUCCGUGGAACUGGAGACUAUCAACACACCGUCGGAAUCGGGAAGAGGCCAACGUAUUGUCAGAUGUCCGGCUUGUCGAGUCGCUGUGUGGUCGCACUAUUGGGCUGCGGGUUCUCGAGCUCGCUUUAUUCGAGUUGGAACGCUGGAUGAAGCGUGGAAAGUCCGGCCUGAUGUGCACAUAUACACGCAGAGCAGGAGGGGCUUUUUUAGAUUGGACGAGUCGAUUCCGGCGUUCGAUGCUUUUUAUCCUAAUAUGGGGGAGAUAUGGAGUCAGGAGAGUUUGGAUCGAUGGGAGGAACUUAUGAAGAUCGAUGAGAUGGAAUGA
Molecule: messenger RNA, 594 nt
Organism: Penicillium daleae
Lineage: Eukaryota; Fungi; Ascomycota; Eurotiomycetes; Eurotiales; Aspergillaceae
Product: GFA family protein
Exons: 1
Coding region: 1-594 (197 amino acids)
Molecular function (GO): carbon-sulfur lyase activity
Source: RefSeq, a predicted model, not a curated record